Daktulosphaira vitifoliae (grape phylloxera) is the source of this 1793-nucleotide messenger RNA. RefSeq lists its product as uncharacterized. The record is from RefSeq and is a predicted model, not a curated record. The transcript is spliced from 2 exons. NCBI's taxonomy places the organism in Eukaryota, Metazoa, Arthropoda, Insecta, Hemiptera, Phylloxeridae. The coding region runs from base 28 to 1731 and encodes 567 amino acids.
AUUAUUGAGUGUUUUAUUAGACAAAGAAUGAUUUUAACAAAAUUUAUAUUUUUAUUGCACAUUAAUUUAAUGCUAGGGUUACACUUUCAUAAUUUACAGUGCAAUUUUAUCAAGUAUAUGCUAAAUUUUUUUAAUCAUAAUAACCAAUAUUUAACUGAAAUUAGUGAAAACAUAAAAAAAUAUGAUGUGCAUAGUUUAAGAACAUAUGGAAACGCAAUAAAAACUCAUAGCGAAAUCGUAUUAAUAAUGUUAGAUGUGUUAAGGGAAGUUGAUAAAAAUGUUUACUCGAAAGAAUUAAUGUCACUCAAUUUAUACUUAAAUAAUGUUUCUGAAUAUGUAGAUUUUUAUGCUAAAAAUGACGACGGAAUAUUUGAUUUUUCAGAUCGAACUUCAAGUAUAUUAGAAGGAUACACGAUGAUUCAUGAUUUUUUUAUAGAUAAUUUUAAGUUGAUAAUAUCUAGUCAGUGUGAAAAGGUAAUAAAUGACGAAAUAUUUAUUUAUUGUCCAGAUUACAACGAAUUAAGAGAAUAUACUCCUGAAAAUUUUCAAUAUGUUGCUAAUAAACUUAAAAACCGACUGUUACAAACUAAUAAAGAACAAAAUGAUACCGAUGAUAAUGUAAAAAGUUUAAAACACAGUAAAGUGUAUUAUUAUUUUUAUAAAGCUAUUCUAAGAUCUGAAUAUUGGGAUUUUUUACCAAAAAAUUCACUAUUUUAUGACUUCAUGAUGAGUAAUUGCAAAAUUUCCGAAAAAAAUCUAAUGAUAAGUUCUCGGCUUGAACAAUAUUCAAUUUUAAAAAACGGAGAGAAUAUAAAUGGUUUGGAUAUGAUUCGAUUUGCACCACUCAUUAUAAAAUGUCCUGAUAAAAGUUAUUUGACUCUUUAUGACGUAUUUAGAUUCGUCAAAUAUACAUUUUAUAGAAAAGAUAUACAAGUAUUUCAUUCACUAAUAAUGGCAUCAACAUUUCGUCCUAUUGCAUUACUCGUAAGAAUCUUUAUAAAAAUUCUUAGUGGAUCAAUGUACGUUUAUAAUUUUAAUAGCGUAGAAGAAGAAUCUUUAAAAUUCUAUGAAAAUGUUAUUUCUGUUGGUAAAAUAAUAAUUGCUUGUUUUCAAAAUUUUGUCGAUUUAAAUCUCUUUGGUGGAGGUCCAACUCAUGUUUUUCUUACAUUUUUAUCAAAAACUUCUGAGUGUCUUUAUCAUUUUAUUAAUAAUAAUAAUACAGAACUCAUUUUAUCAACCGCUAAUUUGAUGAACUCAUUAAAAUUAUUUUUGAAUAAUCUCAAAAUUUACGUAUAUGAUCUACCUAAGUACUUUACAAAAGAUAUCGUCAAUAAUCUCUUUAAUGAAUUGGUUAUGAAGCUGAAACAAACUGAAGAACUAGUAUCAGAAUUAAAAAAUCAUUUUAAAUGUUUUCAAGUCAUCAAAAAAACUUUCAAAAUUGAGCCCAUACUAGAUUUAAAAUUGACGUAUAUUUUUAGUGCGUAUGUUACAGAUGAAUUAUGUCAAAAUGAAGGUAUUUACACAUUAUAUAAUAAAUUCAACAAUCUUAAUGUCAAUCAAAUCGACGAUGUCAAUGAAAAAAGUUCAGCCAAUGAUUAUGAAAAUAGAAACAAGAAUAUUACAAGGCAUCAAAAUCAUCCUGAGAAAUAUAUACAGAAUUAUGAUUUAUUCAAUUUAAACAAUUGUAAUCUAUUUUUUAAAUACUUGACUGAUUACAUAUUGUUCAUAUAAAUUAAUUAAAUUUUUAUAUUUAUAAAUGCAUUUUUAGAUUAUUAUUACAUUUAAAAUAUAUU